This is a messenger RNA of Geodia barretti, 1326 nucleotides long. The record is from the annotation of a GenBank genome assembly. Lineage: Eukaryota; Metazoa; Porifera; Demospongiae; Tetractinellida; Geodiidae.
AUGCUACGCCGCAUCGAGAGCCUUGACGGCAAGUACAAGAGCUACGCCACAGUGAUGGCAGACCACGCCGAGGCCGCCGCCAAAGCCGCCGAAGCCGAGAUUGCGGCUGGGCAAUACCGCGGUCCCCUUCACGGCGUACCCUUCGCCGUCAAAGACCUCUGCUUCACAAAGGGCGUUCGCACUAUGGGCGGCAGUAAGGUGUACGCCGACCACAUACCGUCAUUCGAUUCGACGGUGGUCGUCAGGCUCAAUGCGGCCGGGUCAGUGCCGCUGGGCAAGCUGAACCUCACCGAAGGCGCGAUGGGCGGCUACAACCCGGCGCUGAACCUGCCCUUGAACCCGUGGAACACCGCGCAUUGGGCUGGGUCGUCGUCCAGUGGUUCGGGCGUGGCAACGGCAGCGGGUCUGUGCUUCGGCUCUCUGGGCAGCGACACGGGCGGCUCCAUACGCUUCCCCGCCGCCGCCUGCGGCACUGUCGGACUGAAGCCCACCUGGGGGCGUGUGAGCCGUUACGGAGUGCUCGCCCUUGCCGAAUCCCUCGACCAUGUUGGCCCGCUCACCCGCAGCUCAGCCGACGCCGCCAUAGCGCUUCAGGCUAUCGCCGGACACGAUCCCAGCGAUCCCACAUCACUACCCGCGCCCGUGCCUGACAUGCUCGAGGGCAUUGACGGCGGCGUCAAAGGCGUUCGUAUAGGGCUGGACGAGAAGUACGCAACCGACGGCGUUGACCCCGAGCUUGCCGCUGCGGUACUCGCCGGCGUCAAGGUUAUGGAAGAGUUGGGCGCGGAAAUCGUGCCGGUGCAGAUGCCCGAUGUGGACAGCUACCUGUCCGCCUGGCCCGUGCUCUGCUCUGCAGAAGCCGUCGCCGCGCACAAGGAGAACUACCCCUCGCGCCGCGAAGACUAUGGCCUCUGGUUCCGAGGCUGGCUAGAUAUGGGCGCGGGCGUAACCGGCGCCGACUAUGCUGCCGCCAACAACCGCCGCGCCGAACUCAACGGGCUUAUCCGCGACGCUUUCCACGACAUAGACGCGCUCGCAUGCCCAUCCGUGAUGGGGCCGGCGCGCGCCAUUACUCCCGAAGAGAUGUACGGCCCUAUGAGUGGAGACAGGGGCACGUCCUUCCAACGCUACACCGUACCCUACGAUUACAACGGCGCGCCCACGAUAUCGCUGCCAUGCGGACUCAGCGGCGAUGGGCUGCCCCUGAGCCUGCAAUUCGUAGGCAAGUCCCUGUCCGAACCGAUGUUGUGUCGCAUCGGCCACGCCUUUGAGCAGGCGACCGACUGGCACAACCUGCAUCCACCGAUUGACGACGACGGGAGUUAG